ACAAGAUCGAACUAAAUUUCUUGGGAUAAAUUUUCGCUUUAUGAGAAGCUUUGUAUAAUUUAGAAUUAAUUAUUGAGGCGUUGCUUCUACGGUUUUACUGGGUUUUGUUUUUAGCAGGAUCGACAAAAGGUUAAGGAUCAUUUGUUUUUAUUCAUUCAUUGCAUUAUUUGUCCGUGAUGAAGCCUGUAGAACCAUCAUCUAAACGAAGAUGGAGUAGGCAUCGUAAGGAAAUGUGUAAUGUUUCCAAAAGACUCGAAACAUUCAAGAAAAUCUCAUGGUCACUUAGUUCGCCGAAUCCAGAAAAACUGUCUGCCGUUGGAUUCUACUACAAUCCAAUUCAAAGGCCCCAACAAAGGCUCGACAAUGUGACAUGCUUCAUGUGUUCAAAGUCUUUUUAUGACUGGGAAGAAAAUGAUGAUCCUUUAAAAGAGCACAUAACACAUAGUCCGAGUUGCCCAUGGGCUUACGUUUUGUCGGCUCGAAAUAAUCCUCAUCAGGAUCCAAGGGCUCCUUCUUUAACGAAGUGUAGAGAACUGACGUUUGUUGAUAAAGUAUGGCCAUAUAUCAAUCGUUCAGAUUUCCAUUGCCAGCCGAAUACGAUGGCUGCAGCUGGCUUCGUUUUUACUCCUAGUACAGACUCCAAGGAUGCAGCGCAUUGCUUGUACUGUAAUAUUGACCUUCAUGACUGGGAGCCCGAUGAUGAUCCUUUUAAAGAGCAUCAACGUCGACGUCCUGAUUGUUUGUUUUUUACGUGGACAGACCCGACGGCGCUCUCUCCAACCAAGCUUUCCUUGUUUUCUUCAUCAAAUGUUGAUCUGGAAGAUGUUUCCGUAUCUGAGCUUGUUUCUAAUUCGUCAGAAAAAAAUCCUUCCAAAAUGGCAAACGAAUCAAAAACUUCUCCCCGAAGGAGAAUCUCCUCUCUAAGCCAAUCUCAUCCCUUUUCUUUAUACUCCAAUUCUAAUCACGACUCUUCUCUCGUACAGUCUGAAAAUCAUGGCUCAUCCCCAUCAAAGCCUGCUGUAGUUACUUCUCCUAGACGAAGAGGGAAGCAGUUGAGGAGAAAGUCAAAAGAUGCAGUGUUCAAACCAGCUAGGCCUAUAUUCUCUGAUGAAGACGAAGACGAACAGCCUGAUUUCAGAUCAAGCCCUCCCAAAUUUUCUACGAACACUCCUAAAAAACAUAACCAACAACAAGAAGAUUCAUCACACAUCCUUCCCAACGGCUCCAAUUUUCCCUUUAACUCUACUUUACCCCUUUCAACUCCUCCUUCACCUAAUAGAACUGAUGAAAGUUACCAUUCAAUUCAUUCUCCUGUGGCUACCGCUCUACCCCCUAUCCAAGAAGAUGCCGGUGAAUCAAAUAGCAAAGAAAACUCUGUAAAUUAUUCCAAUUAUGCUGAACCUACGAAUACCCCUACUAUGAGCUUAUCAAACAUCACUUUUCCCGCUGAAACGAUCGUUAAUUCCAAAUACCCAGAAGAAAGCUUUCAGACAUCUAAAAAAAGGAAAUCAUCUGAAAUUGAAGAUGUUUCUCAUCAGCAGCAGAUGGAUACUGUCCCCGAACUUACUCUUCCAACCGUAAAACGACAGCUGUCUACUGAAAGCACAACAGCUAAUGAUACGAAAAACCAGCUAGCCUCUAGUGAAUCAGAAGUAGAAGCCUUUUCUGCGGAAACAAGUAUUUUCGAAGAUUUUCCUCAAAAUCCUUCGAUCAAUAAACACGCCUCUUCCUUUAUAACUAGUGACGAUGAACCUUUAGCCAAAUUGCUUCAAUCUCCUAAGCACAAGGUAUUGACAGAGGGAAAAGAUGUAAGUCCAGAGAUUUCGAAAAAUAGAAGUGAAAAGCAUUCCGUUUCGUCUUUGAAGGACAAUUCGUCCUCUAGUCUUGAGGCUGUACAUACUCCAACUUCAGAUUUUGAUAGAGAUUCUGCACUUGAAUCAGAUACCUUAACCGCGUCUUCGAUCACUCCAACCAAAGAUGAAAUUUUGAAAAACAAUAACAAUAAAACAAUGAAUUCCGAUCCAUUGAUAAAUUCAACUCCUAAACAGGAUUCGCGUCAACGAUGUUCAAGUGAAACUAAACAUUCAGAGAUCAAAGGAGACUAUCAGGAUUCCAAACCGCUUCGAAAUCUGACAAAUAUAGAGAGAACCGCUUUAAAACGGCCUUCUACUAUAUCAGAGGAUCCAUUACUGAGUGAAAGCAGAGGUUUAUUGGAUACGCAAACCGAGACUUUAUCAAGUUCAAAAGAAGAUGAAGAACAGACACUAAGGAAGGAUACUCGAAUGGACGUAAACACGAACUCACCUACCAAUGAGGAGAUAUUCCAUGAUUCAGAAAAUGCCUUUUCCAAAAGCUUGGGACCCUCUGAGAAGGAAUUGGAAGGAUCGAGUUCUGAGGUUAGAAGCGAAGAACACAAACCCACUAAUGCAAAUAGCGAACUAUCAAACAAUCUUUUCAAAACGGAAGAAAACGAGAGUGUAGGUUCGAAGGAAGCAGUAGGUUCUUUAGGGAAUUCUAAGACUCCAUUACAAAAUUCCCCCGGGGAAUCAGAUAUAUAUGAAGUCCAACAUUCUUUGCAUAGCACUCCAAAAGGUCAUCACCAUUUAGACGAACUUCCCGAAUUUUCUGCUUCUCCAUCAAAGCACUUCCCUGAUGAUAUUUCAAAAAGCCCGUUCGAUCCUCUUUCGCAAUCUUCUUUUCUGGCUCCUCGUACACCGAUGAGGACCAAACCUGCUCCACCGUCUAUAAAGCCUUCGCUUCCGCCAUGGGAACCAGUUGAUUUUUCUAGCCUUUUGGAAACCCCUGCAAACAAACGUCGUGAAUCGGAGGAUCUGACGGAAGAAGAAUUAAAUAUGACAGUAGAGAAUUGGAUUAAAUAUCAGUAUGCUAGAUGUGCUAAAGCUUUCGAAGAGGAAUGUGAACGCCAGAUUGAAUGGCUUCUUAAAGAAGGGAAGAGGGCGGAAGAUUAUAUUCAAAAUUUAUAAUUAAGUUAUUGCUUAAAUGUAUUGUACUUUGCAUUUUUUUUAUUCAUGUCUUACAGUUUGGUUAUUCUGGGUAUUUUACGAUUUUUAAUUUUACAAAUAGAGUUAUUUUUUUUUUCUACUUUAAGAAGUUGCAUUUUAUUCUAUGUUAGCAAUUAGAUAAUCAAUAUGCUGUGUAAGCAAUAAUAACAUAGCAAAUCGUUGAUGCUACAAAAAGUUGUUUAAUAAAAUUCAG
Schizosaccharomyces cryophilus OY26 is the source of this 3216-nucleotide messenger RNA. Its product is annotated as survivin. Bases 177 to 2984 code for a protein of 935 amino acids. NCBI's taxonomy places the organism in Eukaryota, Fungi, Ascomycota, Schizosaccharomycetes, Schizosaccharomycetales, Schizosaccharomycetaceae. The transcript is spliced from 2 exons. The record is from RefSeq and is a predicted model, not a curated record.